AUGGCGUUGGUGAAUCCCUUUCUGUGUCCCACUCGAACUUCCCUCCCUUUGCGCGUUCCCGCGCCGCCAAAGAAGGUCCCACGUUGGACUCUCUGCUCCCCCUCCUUCAAACCAUCGUUAAGAUUGAAGCACGCUACAUGUGGCGCCACUGCAGGCAUCCAAGCUGCACCUUUAGCUGACGGGGAAGCAGAUCGCGCGGUUCUGGUGGGUCCCACCAGCGAGGAGGAGAGAAGAGCUGAGUAUGACUGGACAGAGGAAUGGUACCCUUUGUAUCUCACUCAGAAUGUGCCCGAAGAUGCACCCUUGGGUCUCAAAGUGUAUGAUAAACAACUUGUGUUGUUCAAGGAUGGCAAUGGCCAGUUACGCUGUUACGAAGAUCGCUGCCCCCACAGGUUAGCCAAACUAUCAGAGGGACAGCUGGUUGAUGGAAGGCUUGAGUGUUUGUACCAUGGAUGGCAAUUUGAAGGGGAGGGCAAGUGUGUGAAGAUACCUCAGCUUCCGGCUGAUGCCAAAAUUCCUAGGACGGCUUGUGUUAAAACAUAUGAAGUGAGGGACUCUCAAGGUGUUAUUUGGGUGUGGAUGUCCCUCAAGACACCUCCAAAUGAUAGUAAACUACCUUGGUUUGAGAACUUUGCAAGGCCGGGAUUUCAAGAUAAUUCAACAACUCAUGAACUACCUUAUGAUCACUCUAUUCUUCUGGAGAACCUGAUGGAUCCUGCUCAUGUCCCAAUCUCACAUGACAGAACGGAUUGGACUGCAAAAAGGGAGGAUGCUCAGCCGCUGUGUUUUGAGGUGACUGAACGAACUGAUAGAGGGUUUGCAGGUUGGUGGGGCAAAGAAAAAGAUGGGUCCAAGUCUAACUUCUUGCGAUUUGAGGCUCCCUGUGUUCUACAAAAUAACAAGGAAUUUGUUGAUAAGAAUGGUGAAACACACUACUUCAGUGGCCUCUUCCUUUGUAGACCAACUGGGCAAGGAAAAUCCAUGCUGAUAGUGAGGUUUGGAGGAACAAAAUCAUCUCCAUUAGUGAAAGUGUUUCCCAAGUGGUACUUUCAUCAGAACGCAUGCAAGGUGUUUGAGCAAGACAUGGGAUUCUUAUCAUCUCAGAAUGAAAUUCUCUUGAAAGAGAAGGUUCCAACAAAACAACUAUAUCUGAAUUUGAAAUCAUCAGACACAUGGGUUGCAGAAUACAGGAAGUGGAUGGACAAAGUGGGGCAUGGGAUGCCAUACCAUUUUGGUCACAGCACUAUCUCUUUGCCCAAAGAGCCUGCUGUGAUUGAACAUGCACCAGCUGGACUCGUUGCAGGACAAUCAGCUUCCUCACCUACCAAGGGGGAGACUGGAACAAAGUAUGCCCCAAAUUUAGCCAACAGAUAUUUUAGGCAUGUAAUACAUUGCAAAGGAUGUAGAACCGUAGUCAAAGCUUUCCAAGCUUGGCAAAAUGCCCUUUCAGCUGUGGCAGUUACCUUAGUCGCUUUGGCAAUUCUGGUAUCUGGGAGACAGUGGAAGGCCAUUCUCUUGGCAUCUGCUUCCCUGUGCUCUAUUGGAGUCUAUGCUUGCUCAACCGCCGUUGCAAUUAACACUACAAACUUUGUUAGAACGCAUAGAAGAUUUUGA
Molecule: messenger RNA, 1614 nt
Organism: Sphenostylis stenocarpa
Lineage: Eukaryota; Viridiplantae; Streptophyta; Magnoliopsida; Fabales; Fabaceae
Source: the annotation of a GenBank genome assembly